Fimicolochytrium jonesii is the source of this 1603-nucleotide messenger RNA. RefSeq lists its product as uncharacterized. The transcript is spliced from 7 exons. NCBI's taxonomy places the organism in Eukaryota, Fungi, Chytridiomycota, Chytridiomycetes, Spizellomycetales, Powellomycetaceae. The coding region runs from base 131 to 1603 and encodes 490 amino acids. The record is from RefSeq and is a predicted model, not a curated record.
GACAAAGCACGGACACGGAGGAUGCAGGCAGGCUGGCGAGUAUAAAUCCGUCGUCCUGAAAGCGCGGCCCCAGUUCUCCUCUUCUCCUCCGCAUACCGCUUGCACCAUUCGCCGUCGUCAAGUAUCCACUAUGCAGAUUACGGCAUUUUUGACUUCCGUUUUCGUUGGUGCCGCUGCCGCAAGCCCACUCUCCUGCGAGAGCACCUGGGAAAUCCAUCAAGACAGUACCCUGAAAGAUCUUGCCGAUCUGAAGACCCACCCGGUUUGGGGCAAGACUUUCAACUCAUACUGCUCCUGUGCCAAUGCGGUUGCGGCGGUAUCGACACCCAAAGCCCCUUGGUUCGUUUGGAACACCUCCACCAAGAAGUGCUUUCCUAAAGGUCUGACUCCUUUCAACCAAGAAGGAGUGCAGCGUCUUGUGAUCCCCCCCAUGACUUAUGACGAAGCACGUAACAUUACCGAUCUCAGCGGUAGGUUUGAACCAUCCACGCCUUUGCAAAUACCAGACGGCCACAGGAUCAGUUCUGGGGACCCGGAAAACCUGGUAAAUACAAUAGGUCCAAAUAUGCACAAUCCCCCUGUGAACGGCGGUGUUAGUUAUGUAAAUGAAUUCACUCGAAAUGACAGGAUUAAAAAGGUUAAAAAACAUCUGAAACUCAAAAGCGUGUGGGCGCUGUGGGGAAGAGGGAAACCUCAGAAACAGCAGCAUUGCUUCCCAAAGGCUCCUUCGCAAACCCACCCACCCCAACCCAACUAUGUCAACUGCCUCCUCUCCUUUGGCCUCAGGCGCAACUACUCCUGCCAAGCGUCCUGCAACGCCCCUCACCACACGCCGGGUAGCCUUUUCCCAAGCACUGUUACCUUGGCUACACUCCACUUCUACGGCUUUGUCUUCUGUGCUACAGGGAUCGCAGCGGCAACGACAUGCCCGGACGCUAGCAAGAACCCAAAACUCCCACAAUACCUCCAGGAACAUUUGUCUCCCAUCCAGAGGCGCCAAGUGGACCCACUGAUUAAGUAUGAGGACGACGCCAGCAGCUCAAUGACUAAACAGACGGUCUACGCGACAGCGAUUAUGUUAUCCACUGGACAGGACCUUGAAAAGUUGGACUCUCAUUCCUACGGGGAACUUUCGGUCGAAAGACGCCUGUCGUCGAUGUUGGUUCGGUUUUUUCCCCUUGACUACGACGAAUACUCUGAAUACUCGAACGUCGAUCUUCCGCUACCUCGUACCACCGCCAUCGAAUGCACGCUGCCUCAACCGGACUACAUCGCCGCUGUGGUGCCCAAUAUGUCCUUCCCGCCAACCAAGGCCCUUGCCCUUCCGAUGUUUCCUCUGGAGGCAUCAGUUCAAGGUCUUCCGCAACUGGCUUGUGUGGCAAAGCCUGCUUUGGAUCUAUAUCGUAUAAUGGGUUUACCGGAACACCGCUGGCAUAUGUUCGGAGCCAUCGUCGGGUACCCUACGGAUGCGGUGCAAAGAAGGCAGGAGCUGUUGAAGCAACAAAUCCCGGAUGUCCCCCUUGCCGCGGCCGAGAACGACGCCUAUCUAGAAUUCGAGGAAGACAACGAGGACGAUGAUGACAACACCGGCUUUCUCGUCUAA